Xiphias gladius (swordfish) is the source of this 2666-nucleotide messenger RNA. It is a transcript of the gene fuz, whose product is annotated as fuzzy planar cell polarity protein. Lineage: Eukaryota; Metazoa; Chordata; Actinopteri; Istiophoriformes; Xiphiidae. Bases 395 to 1699 code for a protein of 434 amino acids. Gene Ontology annotation, biological process: vesicle-mediated transport; non-motile cilium assembly. The transcript has a single exon. The record is from RefSeq and is a predicted model, not a curated record.
UCUUUUGUUAAACUAGCAUGUUAAAUACAGUUAGCCAGCAAAAGCAAGUGGUUAGCGAGCCGACGGUGUGUGUCCAGUCCGGUCAUAAUAGCCAGAUUUGCUGAAUGAUAUCUCUUGACUUGUCGUUGUUAGUACCCGUUUCAGUCAGCUGCAGGAAAAUGGUUAAACGGUACGUGACGCUAACGGCUCGCCAAGGUACUCACCCCCUAUGAUGUUACACCAGAGCCAAAUUGAGCGAUAACUGUUAGCUGGUCAAUUUUUGACUUAAUGGUUGUUAAUAUACAAUCAGCUCAAUGAAGACCGUUAGCCGACUGGUUCAACAAUCUAGUGUGGCUGAAAAGCGAGUCUGUUGGCCGUGCAUGCAAGAGUGAACCACAGCUAGCUUAACGCCACGAUGAUGCUCCAGGAUGGGUCGACACAGCUCCUCUGCCUCACAGCCAGUAGCGGGGUUCCCCUUUUCACGAGGGGGGCGUCCAAACAUUUGCCCUUCUCUGUCAUCGGGGCCCUGAACGGUGUUCACAUGUUUGGAGGUGGUCAGGGAGCGGUGUUGUCCUGCUGUGACACAGAAGGCGGGGGGAAAGUGCUGUGGAGAGUUUUCCAGGAGAGUGUGAUGCUCAUCGCUGUGAGUGGAGGUGGACAAGGUGGUGCAGGUAGCAGCAAAGAAGAGGAGGUUCGUUUACAACGCCUCCUGGAGAAUGUGUGGAACUGCAUGGUGCUGGUGUUGGGGCAGGAUGAGCUGGCCAACACGAGGAAUGUUGAGAGGCUAAAGAGGGACUUGAGGUCCUGCUUCGGCCUCAUUGAUCAGCUCUUGGAGGAGAGGCAAGGGGGCAUCCUGGGUGACCUGACACACUGCGCCGAUUCACUGCUGCCUCCAAACCCUGCCGUUCUUCAAGAGGCUGUGGAUGGCUUUGCACAGGCUGCAGACAGUGAAUUCGGUUGCCUUAUAGUCCACGGGCGAAUAGCUGCAGCAACUGAGAAGUGGUGGCGUCUAGCACCACAGGAAGUUGUGCUGCUCUCUGCUUUGAUGCGGUCUCUCUCAGCCUCUGGAUCAACUUCUUGUGAUUACCCCGUUUUCCUUCCUCACGGCAGCCCCACCGUGGCCCAUCGCCUGCUCCGCUUCCAGCUGCUCCCUGGGGCAGAUGUGUGUGUGCUGUGCGGUCCCACCCCUUCCCUGCGCAGAGCAGAGAGUGCGCUUGUGGGUCCUUUCUGGUCCCCCCUGGUGGAGACCCUGAGAGACUGCUUGGCUGUUGGAGAGCGAUGCUUACCAGCAUCUGUAUCCCUGCGCCCUGAUGUACUGGCACUUCUUCUCAUCAACCGUGAAACACGUCGGUCAGUCUCCUGUGUGCGGACUCUCUCUAAUCCUCUGCUCGGUAACCCUCCGUCACCCUCCAAGGCCCGCUGCUGGGAGCUGCUGAAGCUGUUCUACAUCUUCAGCACAACACGCUACUUCAACCAGGAGGAGACAUUGUGUGUUUCCCCGGAGGAAAGGGCUCAGAGAAGCAACACUGAAGACUUUGUCCUUGGAUUCUCACACCAGCCGCUACAGUGCUACCUAGUUACAGAGGAGUGCAAAAGCUAUGGACUUCAGACAGCACAGCACCAGCUCUUCCUGCUUAUCCCACCAUCAGUGCCCACCUUUGCAUUGCGUACAUUGGCCACACAGACACUCUCUGAUCUAGUUGCAGCCACUGGGUUUUAAUUGAGCAGUUUACUUUGCUAUAACCUCUCAAUUUUGGGUAAACCUACCAUGGUUGACCUAAUAAUAUAUCAAUGACAAAAGUAUGAAAACAAUUAAACAUGCCAUACCAAUGUGACCUUCUUUUACCUUUACUUUGCAUUUAAGAGAUAAGUCACUGUUUCACAAUUGUGUCUAACUUCACUGGCUUCAAGGCUGUUUCUGCCACAGCAAUGGCAGCUACAUAGAUCUCAUGGUUCCAAAUUCUGUUGACUCACUGAAUUACACUGAAAACUAACCACUGCGGUUGCACUGUAUCUCUAAUUGCAUUAGAGAAUCAUGUGAAAAGGUUACACUGGGAUAAAUGAGUGCCUGCUGUUUGUCGUUUUAACAUUUUGAAUCAUUCCGCUUCAAAAAUGAUAAAUUAUCUAUCUGUCUGCUCUAGUUGUGAUCCUAAAUAUAGUUGGUUACCUUUUAUGGGACUUUGUGUCAUUGAGUGAUUUAUUCUCAUUUUUCUUACCGCUGAUGUGAUCAUGGUAAUGUUUGCGCUCUGUUGGUUGAACGUUUCAUCGCAAAACGUUAAGUGUGCAACUGCAAAAUAACACCUAUAAACCACUUAAUGAAAAUGAAGCAACAGCAUUCCAUUGGUUUUAAUAUUAAUAUUUCAAUUUAAACUUCUUGUGAAAGAAAGAUAGUAAUAUUUAUAUAAUGUUUUGUCAUCUCAGACAGUUUUCUUGACAGCUAUGAAACACUGGCAGCGGACAAUAUGGAAAAAGUAGAAUGCUAAGUGUACUGACGUUGAACUUAAAUAUGCAAAACAUGCCAACAAAUAACAAAACUGUCUGUAUUCCACAUGACAUAAUGCUGUAAUAAAAGUGGCUUUGACCAUCGACAAAACAGACACACACCAGAAUGGAAUGAAUACUCCCAGCCAUGAUAAUUGCUGUGUUUUGUCUUGUUUAUAUCUGCACUGGUAAUUUCAAGAGACCUA